AUGGCCAAACUCAUCUCGGUUGUCAAAGCAAACAAAAACCAUGUCAACAAUAUUUCAAAGCUCACAGCCAGAUUAAUGGCUCCUUAUACAACUCUUGCUGGUCCUCCAGAGCUGAUCAGAGACCGUUUCGUGGUUGCCAAUAAUUUCGAGAAUGAGGCAGCCACGACAACAAUGAGACCCCCAAAUCUCUUCCCGAUUUAUGGUAACCCCUGCCUUGAUCUCUUUUUCAAAGUUGUGGAACCAUCCAAGUAUAAGGACUUCGGCGUCAAGGAAAAGAAGAUAUCAGAGAUGAAGGCCGAGGUGGAGGCCUCCUGUACAUAUCUCAAGCAAAUGCUGCCGCUGGCAUGGUCCCACAAUCCUCUAACCACCCUCAAGCUCAUCUUCAACCUACUAGAUGAAAAAAGCUUUUACCAAGCGUUCCACACGGCGGCGGUUUGGCUCCACCACAACCACCCCAAGACCCUAUUGUGUAACGUUCCGAAUAUUGAGUUGUUCCAUUGUUUGUUUUUCCCUGUAGAGAUUCUGUACCGCCUUCUAGAAGACGGAGACCAACACCGGAGGAUGGAGCCCCUUGCGAAAAUGAUCAACAAGGCUGUUGAGAGGUACGAGCAUGACCCAGACUAUCACUUGCUGUACGACCAGGUUAUGGAUCUUUUUGUCGAGCACUUGAAGUCUGAUAUUCAAAUAUUGAAGCGAAAAUGGAAGCAAUCUGAUGAUAUUAAUGAUGAUGCCCAAGUAUCCGACGCUGCAAACUCUUGCCUUUUCAGCAACUCCCAAGACGUCCACAUCAUACGCUCCGUUUUGUUGUGGGAAACCAUUGCGAGGAAGGUUUUCCCGCGAGAAUCGUACCCGGAAUACCAACAUCUUGAGGAGGCUGAUUACAUGAGCAAAAUCCGAGACCGGCUCAGGAAGGAGGUUUUGGUGCCCUUGAACAAGGCCGAGCGUUCUCAAUGCAGCAACCGUUCACGAAAAGCUGGUGCGGAUGAGACCUAUUUGAAGGAGGUGAAAGCAGACAAGUGCAAGAUUGAGGCAGAUGCUUUGCUUCCACAUAAGAUCUUAGCCUUUGCUGAUGACCCCAAUCUCCAGAAGGUGGCUGAGCUUCAAUGGAAGACAAUGGUGGAGGACAUGAAAAGGCAAGGUAAAAAUGGAAAGAAGACACUCAGCAACUGCUUGGCUGUAUAUGACGACGACUCUGAAUUCCAUUUUAGGCAAGGGAUCCGGAUGGACGCUUCGGUGGCUUUGACACUUUUGAUGUCUGAACUGAAUGAAGAGCCAUGGAAAGGAAAGGUGAUCAAUUUCAGUGAGUCACCUCAGCUAUACUUUAUACAAGGCAAUAAUCUUAUGAACAAGUGCGAGUUUGUCAGCAACAUGCACAAGGGCCAGAACCUUGAUUUUCAGAAGGUGUUUGAUUUGAUUUUGGAAGUGGCUGUGAAUGAGAAUUUGAAGCCAGAGCAUAUGAUCAAAAAGGUAUUUGUGCUCACAGAAUACAAACACUUUGAAGAUGCUUCCAACAACAGCUGGAAGACUGAUUAUGAGGCAAUACAGAGCAAGUUUAAGGAGAAAGGGUAUGGGACUGCGGUGCCACACAUAGUGUUUUGGAGGUUCGAAAGUUUGCACCAUGAGUCUAGGCCGGUGAUGCCUUCCACAGAACCAGGGGUGACGCUUUUGAGUGGCUUGUCCAGCAAUUUGAUCAAGUUGUUCUUGGAGAAUGGUGGAGAAAUUGGCCCCGACCAAUUCAUGGAAUCAGCCAUCUCUAGUAAAAAGUUUCAGAAGCUGGUUGUAGUAGACUGA
Prunus mume (Japanese apricot) is the source of this 1791-nucleotide messenger RNA. RefSeq lists its product as uncharacterized. NCBI's taxonomy places the organism in Eukaryota, Viridiplantae, Streptophyta, Magnoliopsida, Rosales, Rosaceae. The record is from RefSeq and is a predicted model, not a curated record.